Molecule: messenger RNA, 900 nt
Organism: Dreissena polymorpha
Lineage: Eukaryota; Metazoa; Mollusca; Bivalvia; Myida; Dreissenidae
Product: monocarboxylate transporter 10-like
Exons: 3
Coding region: 401-826 (141 amino acids)
Source: RefSeq, a predicted model, not a curated record
UAUUAACUUUGGAGAAGAAGGCGACGGUAAACUCUGACAGAUUUUGUGGAAAUUUACAUUUGAUACAAAGUUAAUAUGGCAUAUCGUUGCUAUAAAAAGUCAUUAAUUGACGUACACGAUCUGGCCGAUAUUUAUAUUCGCUGGGUCAAUAUGAUCAUAUCUGCCCCAGGCCGAUUUUUUUUUAAAGAAAAGACUGCGAAGCGCCACUUCAACCGAACAAUAUGAUGAUAUAUCAUGAAAUGACGUCCAGUCAGCCUUAUCCAACGUUAAAAAUAUUAAUAUAAUAAUAUUGUCGGGGAAUGAUGUGCAAUUACGAAAAUAUAAAUUAUGCAGCGGAUUAAAGCGAUUAUGCUAAGGAUAAUAUAAUACAGGCUAAAGGAAAAUACAUGUAGCCUGCAAUAUGACGGUAAAUGAAGAUCAAAACGAGCAAGAAUCAGAAAUUGUCCAGUUAUUUGAACCUUCGCCAGAUUUAAAUGAACGCAAAUUAAAUGGCACUGAACCGCCAGUGGUUUGUUCACACGAAACUCCUCUCAAGUCGGAAAAUGGACUUGACAAGGACGUUAUCAAUAAAGAGGAUGUGCAGUUUAACGACAUGGACAGAGGUUGGUCCUGGGUUGUACUAUUCGCUAGCACUGGAAGCUUCAUGCUAAUCGGGUCCUGCAUGAACGGCGUCGGCAUUAUCCACGCGACUUUACUGGAGCUCCACGGGGAAAGUUUUGGGCUCACUUCAUGGGCAGGGGCUCUUCAUACAGGGCUCGCCUCUCUCGGAGCGCCCAUCUCCUCUGCAGUUCUUGACCGAUACAGUUGCAGAGCAGCUUUAGUGUAAGCUGGUGUUUGCUACGUCACAGGUUUCCUAGCAACGGCGUUUUCGCCCAGUAUCUACUGCACCAUUUUUUCGCU